Messenger RNA from Linum tenue, 292 nucleotides. The record is from the annotation of a GenBank genome assembly. Lineage: Eukaryota; Viridiplantae; Streptophyta; Magnoliopsida; Malpighiales; Linaceae.
AAAAAAUUUAGAUUAAAUAAUUUUUUCCUGUUUAUAAUUGUUCGGAGAUGAUGCAUGUGAGUUUUUCCGAACCACAUGUGGAUUAAUUUUAGUAUGUCAUAUUAUAUCGCCAUGCACAACAGUUCAAGAAUUACAUAUCGGCAAGCCGAUCCCAUCCCAAUCUGUUGUCAUCCGUAUUUUUUUUAUCAGGUCAUUUGUAUCAUUGGUUAAUUAGGCUAGAGGACUUAAUUAACAGUUUGCAAAGAGAGGAGGAUGGGUUAGUUAGUUAGUUACCGCAACUCCCAAAGAGGUU